This is a messenger RNA of Suillus bovinus, 3357 nucleotides long. Its product is annotated as CHAT domain-containing protein. The transcript has 6 exons. Bases 1 to 3357 code for a protein of 1118 amino acids. Gene Ontology annotation, molecular function: protein binding. Lineage: Eukaryota; Fungi; Basidiomycota; Agaricomycetes; Boletales; Suillaceae. The record is from RefSeq and is a predicted model, not a curated record.
AUGCCUGGUAGCUCAGAACACCGAUACAUCAGACUUGAAGGCGAUCAUCAGCGGAAAGAAUAUUCGAGUCCCCUCCUGGCGCAUGCCGGCUGGCAUUUACAUAUCUGUCAAAGUCGACUCGAGGAGAUGCUGGAAAUCGCGUGGGGGAAUGCUGUAACUUUAUCGUCACAUGCCUCACCUGCGUUGUCAGUGGAGAUCAGGGCGUCCUUUGAGCUUGGUCGAAUGCUAGGCGGUGGAGAGGUCAUCGGGGAACUUGAAGUGCCGUGGGAUGAGCUCCUCGAUCACGGAGAUGAGCCAUUCGAUCUAUCCUUCCCAUCCCGCAUGAGUGUCUGUCCUUCCCUCACGCUGAAGACCGAUGUUGUACAUGCUAGCGACGAUCAGGAUGGUGCACUGUUUGAUUGCCUCAUAGACUGCGAGAUUGCUCGAGACACAGAUGCGGGCCACGCACAAUUCGCAAAAUAUGUGACGAGCGAGAUGGUCUCUCACCUGAACAAUGCUGUACAGCAUUUUCAAUUGGUUCUGGACAAGUGUCCGGUCAGCCAUCCAGACCAUGCAACAGCUCUCACCAACCUCGCGUGGGCCCGCCUUAGAGGCUACGGCCGAGAUGAUCUUCAAGACAUCGAUGCCACCACUUCCCUCUUCCGCGACGCCCUUGCAUUGCGUCCGCAGCCCCAUCCCGAUCAUCCCUUAUCUCUAUAUAAUCUCACCCUAGCGCUGAAUUGGCGCCACAACAAGACACGUACUGCUGCCGACAUCCGCGAAUCCGCCCAACUCUAUCAUGAGCUACUGCCUCUCUGUCCAGAGGGCACCUACCUUCGUAGCAUCGCGGCAGGGGAAAAUGGUGUCGAUUAUGUGAUCGACUGCUGCAACGAUCUUCCAAGAGACGCAUCUGAUGAAGGCAUCCACCUUCGAAGAGUCGUCCUCGAGCUCUGUCCUCUGGGCCAUCGCCUUCGUCCCAGAGCCCUCAACAGGCUUGCAGGAGCAGUUAAAGCACGCUUUAUUCAGCAUGGCAGCAUCGAUGAUCUUGACACGAGCAUACAGCUUGGUCGUGAAGCUGUGUCUCUGUGUUCCAAGGAACAUGAUGGCUACCUGAAUAGUUUGGCUUCCUCCCUCUAUUUGCGCUUCAAACACCAAGGCAACCCUAAUGACCUCGACGAGGCCAUCUCUCUGCAUGAAGAAGCGCUGCGCCUGCGCCCUGUUGGGCACAAUUAUCGAGAUAACUCAUUAAACAACCUAGGGGGCGUCCUCCUCGACCGUUUUAUAAAACGCGGCGACAUUGAUGACAUUAAUCGAGCUAUUAGCCUCCUUCGUGAGGCACUGAUGUUGUGCCCACUUGGGCAUCUAAUCCGUGACACCACACUUCACAACCUUGCCCUCGCGCUCAAAAUCAGAUAUGACAAAUCGCAUGUUAGCGAGGAUCUUAACGAUGCCAUUGACCGGUAUCGCGAAUCCCUUCAGUCAGCACCGCUCGACCAUCCAGAGCGCCAUAUAAAUCUUUACAAUUUGAGCUCGGCGCUCUGCUCUCGUUUCACACAAUCUCAGAAGAAUGAAGAUGUCGAGGAGGCCAUCACUCUUUGCCAAGAAUCGUUGGCGGCUCUGUCUUCACUGCACCCGGACAGGUAUUUCACCUACAGGUUCAUGCAGAAGGCCUAUUUGUCUCGUUAUGAGAUUCUCCACGACCCGGCUGAUUUGUCGCUCGCUAUAGAAAACUUCAGACUCGCUUCAAGGCACCCUACUCAAGGAUUCCCAGGACGCAUCAAUCGGGCAUAUCAUUGGACCAUUGCGGCGGAGAAGCAAGGUCAUGCUUCCGCGCUGGAAGCUUACAUGACAUUUUUGGAGCUUCUUGAUGGUCACUUGGCGACGCGAUCAUCCACCAUCUCACGGCGCGAAGCUGCCGCUGCCUUCCAUUAUGCCAGAUCACUGCCUGUCGAUGCAGCAUCAUAUGCCACCCGCUGUGGCAACCUCCAACACGCAGUGGAACUGGUGGAGCAGGGCCGUGGCCAGCAAUGGUCUCUAGCAUCUCGACUCAGGACUCCAGUUGAAGCCCUUGAGUCGGCAAAUCCGACACUAGCCCACAAUUAUUUACAGCUGAGCAAGCGCGUCUCUGAUGCCGCGCAGAGUUCUGCAACCAUCUCCGAUCGCGAUAGAGCUGCUGUUGAUCGGGCAGCGACAGAGUAUAGGAUACUCACAAGGCAAUGGGAAGCUGCUGUGGCAAAAAUACGCGAUCUUCCAGCGUUCUCGCGAUUCUUGCUUCCACCUUCAUACAAAGACCUCCAAGAGGCAGCGCGCCAGGGCCCGGUCAUCGUCCUCAUUGCGAGUCAACACUCAUGCAGCGCCAUCAUUGUCCCGACGUCAGGAGACCCCCACCACGUUCCCUUUCCGUCUGUCAGUCUCGCAGCUCUGACAAAACUCAAGGAUCGCUUUACCCAGGCAAUACGAGACGCAUCUAGGAUGGACCCAGCAGAGCCGAGGAAGGAUCUAAUAGUGCUCUUGCGGAUAAUAUGGGAGGAGAUCAUGCUACCCGUCGUCAACGUACUUGAGCACGUUCUGAAACUAAAGCCCCGCUCUCGAAUCUGGCUAUGUCCGACUGCAGCUUUCACGUCCAUUCCUCUCCAUGCAGCUCACCCCUUCAAGACAAAACCAGAUCGUUCUAAGGAGCCAUGCCUGGAGGAUCUCUACAUAUGCUCUUACACGCCGACACUUUCGGCUCUGGUGAGAUCCAGACAGUUGAUGAAGAAACGUGUCCCUCCGUCCUUCGUGGCGGUCGGACAAGGUCAGCCGGGUGCAGGGAAGGGCAAGGCACUGCUGGCCGUCGACAGCGAGCUCGAGCUUGUCCAUAAGCUCGUUCCUGCGACAGCCAACCGCACCACUAUCUCUGGCGACGCAGCCACACGAGCAGGUGCACUGGAAGCUUUGCAACAAAACAACUGGGUGCACCUCGCUUGUCAUGGCAAGCAGGAUCCUAAGCAGCCUUACCAUUCGCAUUUCGUCAUGAGAGACGAGGAUCUGACGCUGCUCGAUAUCAUGGAGAGAGACAUUCCUCACGCCGAGUUCGCGUUUUUAUCAGCGUGUCAUACUGCUGUCGGCGAUGAGGAGACGCCCGACGAAGUGAUUCACCUCGCAGCUGGUCUCCAGUUUUCAGGGUUCAAGAGCGUGAUUGGCACGCUGUGGCAGGUGGACGACGCUGUCGCAAAACACGUCGUCAAAGCCUUCUACACGAGUAUGUUCGAACAUGUGAAGGACGGUGGUGUGAUGGACUGUACGAAGGCAGCCUGGGCACUGAAUCGUGCUACGCACGCCGUGAAGACGAAAGUGCCGCUCGAGCAGAGGAUGGUUUUUGUUCAUAUCGGUGUGUAG